GCCUCUGUGCGCGCAACUUCUUCAAUGUCGGAAGCUGGCAUUUUUCAUACAAAUAAGAUUGAUGGUGGAAAUUCUCAUAAAAGCUAAUUGGAAAGAUUAGAAAUAUGAUGCUACUUAGGGGCGAAUAUAUUAAAAGAUAUGUGUAUGGAAAUUGUGAGUCAGAGCGGGCCCUUCAUUGUCCCAUACAUCGAGGGGGCAAUCAAUAAUUUUGUAUUCUGCCACGCUAGUUGUACACCGCCUGGGAUAUCAGCAUUUGUUAAUCAUUUCUCCAUACAUCAACUUUCCCAUAAGCAACCCAGCUGUGAGGAAGACAAACCAAACCACAACCUGAGCAUUUUCGCCAUCAUGUCUUCCAAUGUUGGUCUUACUACGCCUAGAGGAAGUGGAACCUCAGGCUACGUUCAAAGGAAUCUUGCGCAUAUGAAACCUCGCGACCAAGCUAAGCCUUAUUCCACGGAUAUCGACAGUCUUAAACAUAGACAACGACAGCCAGAUAAAGGGAUCCUUGAGCAUGACAGGAAACGAGAAGUCGAAGUCAAGGUCUUUGAGUUACGUGAUAAACUAGAAGAAGAAGGGUAGGUUCUUGAGACGCAUUCAUUAAUCGUGGGUGGGCUAACAGUGGGCAUAGAGUCGACGAGGAAGAAAUUGAAAUACAAGAAGAUGCGUUACGAAAGAAGCUCUUGAAGGAGAUGGAGAGAGGUAACGGCCCAAGUAUGAAAGGUUUGAAGAUGCAUCAAGUACAUGAGUUGGCAGAGGCAAAAAUUAAGCAAGAUAAUAAGUUCAGGAGUGCGUUGGGCAUUUCUAAGGAUUAUAAGGAGGGCGGCCAUUGGCAGAAGCAGGAAGAGAGACAGAGAGCUGCGAUGGAAAAUAAUGGUGAAGGUGCCACGGUUUCAUCUAAUAGAUGAGUACGAAAUGACGUCAUACCAGCAACACACCAAGAUGUUUCGACUGGAAAUUACCAUUGAAAAGAUGGGUGCCUUCUUCAAAUCUAUAAGCUGGACGAACAGACGAUGAUGGAGAACUGGGAGGGCUUGCAGACCGCGUCGCUUUCCAAAACUCGAUAAAUCACUCCAUCAGGUGGUCCUGGGUUGGAGUACGGGCGGACUUACUUUCUUGGCUCAUAAUUGGAUUUACUUGUUUGCGACUUUCAUGCGGAGCUUCACAAAAUUG
Molecule: messenger RNA, 1170 nt
Organism: Sclerotinia trifoliorum
Lineage: Eukaryota; Fungi; Ascomycota; Leotiomycetes; Helotiales; Sclerotiniaceae
Source: the annotation of a GenBank genome assembly